CUCGGUCGCCGCGGGAGGUGCCGUAAUCGCCGCCCAGAAGGCAGGAGGGUGGCUGUUCGAGGAGCUGCUAUGGUGCUUAGUUCCCCGGUAGAGCCGACCGAGACGCGGCGGUCGCGGCCAUGAAGGCGGGUGCCACAUCUAUGUGGGCUUCGUGCUGUGGACUGCUGAAUGAAGUCAUGGGAACAGGAGCUGUCAGGGGCCAGCAGUCAGGAUUUGCAGGAGGCACCGGUCCAUUCAGAUUUGCACCAAACUCUGAUUUUUCCGCUUACCCACCAGCACCUACGGAAGGGCCCAAUAUAGUUUGCAAAGCCUGUGGACUUUCAUUUUCAGUCUUUAGAAAGAAGCAUGUGUGUUGUGACUGCAAGAAGGAUUUUUGCUCAGUUUGUUCGGUCUUACAAGAAAAUCUCCGUAGAUGUUCCACGUGUCACUUACUACAAGAGACGGCCUUUCAGCGCCCUCAGUUAAUGCGACUAAAAGUCAAGGAUCUCCGGCAGUAUCUCAUUCUUCGAAACAUCCCAAUCGAUACCUGUCGAGAGAAAGAAGACUUGGUAGAUUUGGUACUCUGCCACCACGGCCUGGGCUCUGAGGAUGACCUGGACACGAGCAGCCUGAAUUCCUCACGGUCCCAGACUUCUAGCUUUUUUACACAUUCAUUUUUUUCAAACUAUACAGCCCCUUCUGCUACCAUGUCUUCAUUUCAGGGAGACCUUAUGGGUGGAGACCGGACCUUAGGAUCUGGGGCGCUGGCACAGGUACAAAGUGAAAUCGCUUCAGCAAACACUGAAGAGGAGGAGGAUGAAGAUGAUGAGGAUGAAGAUGACGAGGAGGAGGAUGAGGACGAAGAAAACUUGGAGGAGCAGACGCCUGGGCUCUCUAAGAAGCGAGUAAGAGCUUCGCUGUCUGACUUGUCAAGCCUUGAAGAUGUGGAAGGAAUGAGCGUGCGCCAGCUGAAGGAAAUCCUGGCUCGGAAUUUUGUCAACUACUCUGGCUGUUGUGAAAAAUGGGAGCUGGUGGAGAAAGUCAACCGGUUAUACAAAGAGAAUGAAGAAAACCAAAAGUCAUAUGGUGAGCGGCUGCAGCUGCAGGAUGAGGAAGAUGACCGCCUCUGCCGCAUCUGCAUGGACGCCGUCAUCGACUGCGUCCUGCUCGAGUGCGGGCAUAUGGUCACCUGCACCAAGUGCGGCAAGCGCAUGAGCGAGUGUCCCAUCUGCCGGCAGUACGUGGUGCGCGCCGUGCACGUGUUCAAGUCCUGAAGCCCAGGCGCCUCCCAACGGCACACUCGCCCCCAAGCUCCAUCCCAGACAUUUCAAUGUAUGGAAGCGACUGGAAACUUAACUGUUCAAAGGCUGAAAACUAUUUUUAAAAAUUAUUUUCACUACUAACUGGGGACAGAAAGCUCCCUCCUAAGUGGUGGUGACGUUGGUCUGUGCCAUACGCCUGCCAGCCCGUGGCUGUGCCAGAUUCGCAGGUCCCGGGGGCUCCAUCCCG
Messenger RNA from Lontra canadensis (Northern American river otter), 1488 nucleotides. RefSeq names its product ring finger protein 34 (gene RNF34). The record is from RefSeq and is a predicted model, not a curated record. Gene Ontology annotation, biological process: negative regulation of extrinsic apoptotic signaling pathway via death domain receptors; protein K48-linked ubiquitination; proteasome-mediated ubiquitin-dependent protein catabolic process. Gene Ontology annotation, cellular component: plasma membrane; cytoplasm. The coding region runs from base 120 to 1253 and encodes 377 amino acids. The transcript is spliced from 6 exons. NCBI's taxonomy places the organism in Eukaryota, Metazoa, Chordata, Mammalia, Carnivora, Mustelidae. Gene Ontology annotation, molecular function: ubiquitin protein ligase activity.